UACUCGCUGGUAAAGCCGUGUUGUGCUGCUACAGAAAGUUGGAAAUAUCCUUUGGGCUCUUGGGGUGAUCCAGGAGUGGUCUCAUCCUGCAAAUGAUGAAUGUCGCAGUGCAGGAGCUUGAACGAUGCACAGCAUUCUACAAAAACCUGGACUGGACAGCUGAGCUGCAGGAAACCAGCAGGCAGAUACUGCUUUUCUUGGAGAACCUCAAGCAGUUUGCGAAAAGUUCUCUGAAGCGAUGCAAAGAUAAAAACUUGGAGGAGGCUUCUCAGCUCUUGGCGAGACUGAGCAGGGGAUUGUGGGAGUCAGAUCGGGACACCAUGUCACCGUUGGUGCGUUGUGUGCUCACGUGUCAGUUGGAGACCACAGCCAGCUCCAGCUUGUUCUGCCGACUUGAAAAGAUUGUUGGGAAGCUAUCCGAAUGGAACAGAAUCUUGGUCUCUGAAGAGCUGAAUAAGGUGAUGGACAGUCUGAUUGAAGAUGAAAAGCCAAUGUCUUCCGAAGUUCUCCAGACAGUAAGCCUCUUUCUUGAAGAAAGUUCACUGGGACGCCAGUACUGGAAAAACAACCUGUUGAGGCUCUUGAAAGCCGUCGCUGCAACUUUUGAUUUCGUCCUGCAAGACCAGAUCACCACUCAGGUGGAGUGGCAUUACAUCACAAUAAAGGUGUGCCUGCAUCUCUUCAAAGGGCUGUCAAAGGAACUUCAGCCACUUGUCUGGGAGGAAACAGGUCACAGUGAAAUCCUGCAAAAGAUCUUGAGGUCCCUGGUGCAUACCAUCACGGAUCAGACUUCCUGCAAAGACAACCGUCUCCUGGCUGGGACCACAGUGAGCAUGAUGGUGAAUACUGCCCCAGAAUUUACAGCAGGAGCCAGAGCAGUCUUGAAUUUUUACCUCCUAAUGGAUUUUAAUGGAUGUCCAGUUGCACAAAGAACAGGUGAACACAAAGGUGGGUGCCAGUUUGGGGCCCUUUGGAUCCCUGCUCCCGUCUGGAGGCCAGAUGGUUUGGAGAAGCUGGUGAUGACUCGUGGCUUAUUAACCUGUUGCAAGAAAGAGAUCCUGAUCUGUCUUCUGGAUGGUACCCCACAGAAGCGAUGCCUGUUGCUGGAUGUUCUGUUCCCAGCUAUUUUAGACCUGAUGGAGGAGCCCACAAGCUGCCCUUACUACUGCUUUCAAGCUUUUUCUCUGUGGCUUCAACGUCUCCGAGAAAAUUUGGACAACAUUUGGGAAGUAAAGGAGAACUUAUUGCUGGGGGACAAUUCGACACUUCUCCAAAGGCUAAGCAGGAUUGUUUGGAACAAUGCAGAGAGCCCAACAGAAGGAGUGAGUGAUUUUGUCCACAGCUCCUUUCAGAUUCUCUUAGAGAUCUACAGCCUGGAGUGUGAUCACUUUGAGGACCCAGAGAGACCUCUUUUUAGAGAGUACCUGCAAAGGGUUAUUUUCAUGCCUUGGGAAGCUAAAGCUCGGUAUUUCGCACUCAUUGCCAUCCUUCCCUACCUGGGUCCUGAAAAAGUUCUGGAGAUCUACGUCGAUCUCCCACAACAUCUCCUCAACUGCUUGUCAACCAACUGUUUGUGCCCUGUGGCUUCGGAUUUGUACAAAACUCUCCUACAGCUGCAGCGCAAAGCCUGGACCGAGGUGCAGGAUGAAGUCUCCGAGGAACAGCUGGCUCACAAGUGGGCUUGUUAUUGGUCACCGACCCUCUCUAGAGCCUUGACCUCUUCUGAUUCAUUCCUUCAAAGCAAUACCUCCAGCCACCUUCUUGGGUGGACUUUGAGACUCUUUCCUGCUUCUUACACGUUGCUUGCCACCAGAUUUGGUGGCAGAGAUGCCUCUCAGCUCCGAGCAUGGAUCUCCUUGUUGAACGUUCAGAAGACAAUUGCAGGAGACUUGCUUACAGAUGGAGAGAACCUCAAGAGACUCACCUGCUGUCUCUUCUCUAAAGAAGAAAAUGUCCGUCUGGCAGCGUUGGGCUUCCUAUGCUCAGCUCCCAGGACUAGUCAAGCCUUAUCUGAGAGGGAGAUCCAACUCCUGAAAGAAUUCUUGCCCCUGAAUUUGAGUUGUGAUUCUUCUUCUUUUCGACAACUCCUUCAGGCCCUGGUCAAGAAGGCUUUGGUGAGAAUGAGGGACAGUUCUCUUGCUCUGCUUCGGCAACAGACGGUGAUCAAGAAGGAAGGCUUGCUCGGAAAGGAUCCAGAAAGGAGUCUCCUCCAAGCUGUAGAUUUUGUGGAUUGGCUGCUGCAGCUCUGCAUGACGUCUCUGAUGUCCGGGUCCAACUACCAAAGAAGGAAAACAGCUCUCCUUCUCCUGGCAGCCAUCAUGGAGACCUUCACGGACACUUGGAGACCAGAGAGGAAGAAGGGGCAGCCUCCACGCAACAUGGCUACGUUACUAUGCUGGUCCAGAAGCACAGGCUACUGGGACUUUUUCUCUACAGGCAAUACAUUGACGUUGCUGAGCUGCUUGCAGGAUAGCACAAAUGAGAUCCGCGAGUUGGCAUCAGAGCUGCUCAUCUGCUACUUCCCACCAGCUUUCCCAGAAUCCACUGCUGUAGCUCUGUUUGAAUGGGCCCUAGAAGCCCUAAGCAGUCCCAGGGUUCAAGAUAGUGAAGCAGGAGCAGUACUGAUGAAAACCCUUCUUCACAAGCUGGAUAGACAUAUCUUGAAGCUGUUAUUGCUGGAAACAGGGGAGGAGCUCUCUGUGCCAUGCAAAUACCUCUGUUUUCUUGAAUAUUUGCUCAAUGUGCUACAGAAGCAUUUUGUCACAGCUUGUCAUGACUUAUUGCUGGCAGCUCACACUACACCAAUACAUGGGAUGGUUUUGGCUCUAAGGCGAUGCCUGCUUGAAGUACCGGAAGUUCUGUCUUCUAUGUUAGAAGCACAGAAGAUGCAACACUGGCGGUUUUUCUUCCAGCGUUUGGUGACAGCAAUGAAAGACAUCAGCAAUUUGCUCUUGGGUGUGUUGCAGAGCAACCAAGCAUCAAGCACAGACCAAGAUGCUGCAUCACCUUCCUUUGCAGACAUGGGAAAUGCCAUCGGCAGCCUCAUCCGGCUAGGGAAAGGCUUGGGACCAGACAUGGAGGAUGCAGUCCUACUCUCAGAGGAACACAGCCUCAUCUUGACCUGUUGCUGGGUCUCGGUGAAAGAAAUUGGGCUACUCUUGGGAGGCCUUGCAGAGAAAGUUCUACCUCGGCCGCUACCUGCAGGAUGUGAGCCUCUGCUACCUCUUCAGGUUGUAAAUAUGGCUUCCAAAGCAUUCCAGGACAUCUUGCUGAAGUGCCGGCACUGGGGAGCAGUGGAAGGCUGUAGUAUGGGCUUCACCAAGUUUUGCACCACUUUGCUAAGUCACCCCAGCCCAGAGCUACAAAAUAUCCCAAGGAUGAUGCUAACACAGGGUUUGGCUUUGUUAAACAGCCCCAGGGGCAACUCCAUUACUCGCAGGGCAGCUGGCUUCCCAAUGCUCUUCCUAUGCAUUGUGGCUGGGGAAGACCCCGCCAAGUCACGGCCUCUUCUGGCUCACUGCAUUCAGACGUUGCUCGCCUUGGCCAACGAGCCUAUUUCCCACAGCUCAGACCAGACAGUGGAUUUGCCCCAGGUUUUGGCAGUCCACGUGCUUCAAACACUUGUCCGUGGUUCCAAUCUUGGACCAGCUCUGCAACCAUACAUCACCUCCCUGAUGACGUUGGUUCUCAAGGCCCUAAGCUCCUCUAGUUGGGCCAUGAGAAAUGCAGCCAACCAACUUUUUGGUGCCUUGACUGUUCGCCUGCUUGGGCAGAAGUGGAGCCGGGAUGAUGGCCGAGCCAAGGAUGGGGUAAGCCCCGAAGCUCUCUUUGGCCGAUACCCUCAUUUGAGAAGCAUCCUACUUGGAGAAUUGACCCUAGCUGUGGAAGUAUCCAUCUCUGAAGGACCCAGAAGGGGGAAGUUCCACCUCUGUCCUUCCCUGUAUGCUGCCCUCACUUUUCUGGCCAAGCUGCAGCCCAGCAGAGACACCCGGGACAGCACUCUGACCUGCUUCCUGGAACCCCUGAUCCAGCUGUCAGGAAACCCCAUUUAUGCAGUUCGGGUGAUAGCAGCCAAAGCCUUGGUGCCUUUCAUUCUUGCAACGGACUAUGGAAACAUCCUCAUGCAGUUGGCUUCCAGGUUCCCACAGCCAGAGACUGCUUUGUCCCAUAAUGCAUUGCACGGAUGUCUGUUGCAAAUCCAGGCGACGUUGAGUCAAGCUCUGAGCGUGGAUCAGCUGUCUCCUGACUCGCUGGACUCCUUUACCUGCAUGAUGGAAAAUCACAUCUGGUUGCUGAUGGGCACAAAACGGUGUCCUUUAAUCUGCGCAGUUUACCUUCAGGUUUUGUCCUUGCUGCUGGAAAACUGUUCCCCGAGUUUUGUGCAGCGAGUCCGGGAGCUGGUGUGCAGGGCUCUGGCCAGUCCCAAACCUGGUUUCUCUCCAAUCCAGCUUGGUUCUUCCAUAUUCUGCCAACGAGCUGUUAACUUCCUCUGCUACGAAGCAACAAGACAGGGAUCUCCUGAAAGACUGAGUGAACUUAGCUUGCUUCUGCAAAAGGGAAAUGUUGACAUGCAAGCUGCCAUUCUAACUUGGGUGUUGGACAACAAGGAAAGGAAAGGUUUGAAGCCCAGCAAGGAACUGCAGCUGGUGUUCAUGGAAAAAUUCAGGGAGAUCCUGAAAAGCACAGGAGACCCCACACUCCUGAAACUCUACUUGAACGUUUUUGUCUACCUGUUCGGCACUCCCCUUUCUCAGAGACAGCCUUUCCCAGGGAAAUCACUGGCUCUGGAGUGCAGUGAAGCCCUGUUCUCUAUGGUGGAAAGUGACCGUGAAAGCCCAGAGCUCCGAGAUCAUGCGCUCUGUGUCGCCACUUUGUUCCUGAUUCAGCGCCCCGGAGAUGAUCCUUUAUGGGAACGAUGGAUUGCAGUGAUAGGACAGUGGAGUUAUUCCCUUUCAGCCGAGGUGCUGAGAACAGCUGCAGCGAAAGCUCUGAAAAUGGGUGGCCCAGAUUGGAUUUGGAGAGUCCAGAAAUCAACCAGCUCACUCCUCCGUUCCCGGGUUCUGCGAGUGAUCGAGGCAGCGAUCUGCCUGCUCCAAGACGAAGACCAAGAGGUGCGUCAUGAAGCUGCUUCCUUCGCCAGCUGUUUGGUGCAGAUGCCACCCCCUGUCCAGCAGGUUCAGCCUCAGCACAGUUGCCUUUUGCUCCAGAGCACGAAGGCUCUGCUAAGCCUGCUGCAGUUCCUGCUGGAAACCUUUGGGGACCAUCCUUCAACAUUUGCAUCAUUGAUGCACCAUCUCCCCAUGAUGGAGCUCCAUGAAAUCUUGGAGCUGGAGACCCAGGGAGCCGUCAGUCUCUACCAGGAGGAUGAACCCAAUGUUUACGCCGAGCCAGCAAUCUUCUCCCAGAUGUUGCUACCCUUUCUACUCCAACUGGUUGGCAACACAUCCACCUCUCCAAAACUUUGGGAACCAAUACAAUCCUGGCUAGAAGCCAAUGGAGCUGGGAUCAUCUCCACCAUACAAUUCUGCAGGCAGUGGUGGAGCCAAGAGGACAGCCCUUGCCAGCAUCUUAAAGCUCUGUCCUGUCCUAAAGUACAUUCUGCUAUCACAACACUGUUGGUUAAGGCCGUCCUUGUGGUCCACAUCCUGGAGGUCCUGGAAACUGAGAACCAGCCCAACUGCAUCCAAGGAAUUAGUGUCUCAUCCCAGGAGCUGAGCUGCACCAUCCAGUCCUUACAGAAGCUGCUCCAUCAACGUGGAAUAGCUAUUACAGUCAAGAAGGAACAAUAGCAAGCAGGACUACAGGAAACUUGUUAAGCAUAAAGGACUUUUAAUAAAGCUUUAUUU
Molecule: messenger RNA, 5846 nt
Organism: Candoia aspera
Lineage: Eukaryota; Metazoa; Chordata; Lepidosauria; Squamata; Candoiidae
Product: tRNA (32-2'-O)-methyltransferase regulator THADA-like
Exons: 31
Coding region: 93-5789 (1898 amino acids)
Biological process (GO): tRNA methylation
Cellular component (GO): cytosol
Source: RefSeq, a predicted model, not a curated record